Molecule: messenger RNA, 6821 nt
Organism: Tyto alba (common barn owl)
Lineage: Eukaryota; Metazoa; Chordata; Aves; Strigiformes; Tytonidae
Gene: ABCA3
Product: ATP binding cassette subfamily A member 3
Exons: 31
Coding region: 104-5233 (1709 amino acids)
Biological process (GO): transmembrane transport; lipid transport
Cellular component (GO): intracellular membrane-bounded organelle; membrane
Molecular function (GO): ABC-type transporter activity; lipid carrier activity; ATP hydrolysis activity
Source: RefSeq, a predicted model, not a curated record
UGGGCGGGGCCGCGGGACGGAGCCGGAGCCGCAGCCGGAGCCGCCCGGCCCGCGUCCUGCGGAGCGGCGGCAGCAGCGGUGGUGGUCCCCUUCUGAUGGGAGGAUGGUUGUUCUCAGGCAGUUUGGGCUGCUGCUCUGGAAGAAUUACAUCCUGCAGAAACGGCAGAUCUUGGUGACAGUCAUCGAAAUCUGCCUGCCGCUGCUCUUCGCCGCCAUCCUGAUAGCCCUGCGGCACCGGGUGCACUCCAUCAGCCACCCCAACGCCACCAUCUACCCCCCCGAGCCCGUGGAUGACCUCCCAGGUUUCUUCUACCGCCGGCACCCCAGCAAUCCCUGGGAGCUGGCUUACGUCCCCUCCAACAGCAGCGCCGUCAGGAGCAUUGCAGAGGCCGUGGAGAGAGCUUUACCCAUCAGCAUCAGAGCUCAGGGCUUUGCCUCGGAGCGGGACUUUGAGGAGUACGUCAAGUCGGACAACCGCUCGGGCAGCGUGCUGGCCGCCGUCGUCUUCAAGCACCGCUUCCAGCAGAGCACGGCCCCGCUGCCCCCCCAGGUCAGCUAUGAGCUGCGCUUCAAGUACAGCCCCCGGAACGCGCCACGGAGCGAGCAGACGGGGCUGAACCCCAACCUGGACCGGGACUGGCACACCAGCUACCUCUUCCCGCUCUUCCAGCUGCCCGGGCCCCGGGAGGCCAAGUUUGCUGAUGGGGGGACGCCGGGCUACAUCCGAGAAGGUUUCCUGGCCGUGCAGCACGCGGUGGACAGAGCCAUCAUGCAGUACCACGCCAAUGCCAGCUCUGCCAGCCUGCUGGAGAACAUCACGGUGGUGGUGCAGCGCUUCCCCUACCCGGCGUACGUCAAUGACCUGUUCCUCCUCGCCAUCCAGAACCAGCUGCCUCUGCUGCUCAUGCUCAGCUUCACCUACACCUCGCUCAACAUCGUCCGUGCCGUCGUGCACGAGAAGGAGAAGAAGCUGAAGGAGUACAUGCACAUGAUGGGCCUCAGCAACUGGUUGCACUGGAGUGCCUGGUUCCUCAUGUUCUUCCUCUUCCUCCUGGUGUCCGUGUUUUUUGUCACCGUGCUCUUCUGUGUCAAGGUGAGCGAACAGGGAGCGGUGCUCACCAACAGCGACCCCACGCUGGUGUUCACCUUCCUCGCCAUCUUCUCCAUCUCCUCUAUCUCCUUCAACUUCAUGGUGAGCACCUUCUUCUCGAGAGCAAAUGUGGCGGCUGCCGCUGGUGGCUUCCUCUACUUUUUCUCCUACAUCCCUUACUUCUUCAUCUCGCCCCGCUACGACCUGAUGUCCCACAGCCAGAAGCUGGCAUCCUGCCUCAUCUCCAACGUCGCCAUGGCCAUGGGGGCACAGCUUAUAGGCAUGUUCGAAGGAAAAGGCACUGGGAUUCAGUGGAGGGACCUGAUGAAGCCUGUCAGCGUGGAUGACAACUUCACCUUAGCCCAAGUGCUGGGGAUGCUGCUCCUGGACUCGGCACUCUACGGCGUGGUGGCCUGGUACGUGGAGGCCGUCUUUCCAGGGGAGUACGGCGUGCCUCAGCCGUGGUACUUCUUCUUGACGCCCUCAUACUGGUGUGGGCGCCCCAGGACCGUCGUGGGAAAAGAAAAGGAGGAGGAGGAGGACCCCGAGAAGGCUCUGAAGAGCCAGUACAUAGAAGAGGAACCUGCCGACCUCGUGUCAGGAAUCAAAAUAAAGCACCUUUCCAAGGUCUUCAAAGUGGGAAACAAGACGAAAGAGGCAGUCAAGGACUUAACAGUGAACAUGUACGAAGGGCAGAUUACGGUUCUGUUGGGACACAAUGGUGCUGGGAAGACCACCACUCUGUCCAUGCUCACAGGUCUGCACUCUCCGACGGGCGGGCAGGCGUACAUCAACGGCUACGAGAUCUCCCAGGACAUGGUCCUGAUCCGCCGCAGCCUGGGCCUGUGUCCCCAGCACGAUGUCCUCUUCGACAACAUGACGGUGGAAGAGCACCUCCGCUUCUAUGCAGGGCUGAAGGGGUACCCACCCUCCAAGUGCCCCGAGGAGAUCAACCACAUCCUGAGGAUCCUCAACCUGGAGGACAAGCGCCGCUCUCUGAGCAAGGCGCUCUCCGGUGGCAUGAAGCGCAAGCUCUCCAUUGGCAUCGCCCUCAUUGGAGACUCCAAGGUGGUGAUGCUGGAUGAGCCGACAUCAGGGAUGGACCCAGCCUCUCGCAGGGCCACGUGGGACCUCCUGCAGCAGCAGAGGAGCAACCGCACCAUCCUGCUGACCACCCACUUCAUGGAUGAGGCUGACCUGCUGGGGGACCGCAUAGCUAUCAUGGCCAAGGGCGAGCUGCAGUGCUGCGGCUCCUCACUCUUCCUCAAGCGCAAAUAUGGGGCAGGAUAUCACAUGGUGAUGGUGAAGGAGCCCUACUGUAACCUGGGGGAGAUCUCCCGCCUCAUCUGUCAGUACGUGCCCAACGCCACCAUGGAGAGCAAUGCUGGGGCAGAGCUGUCCUUCAUCCUGCCGAAGGAGAGCACGCACAGGUUUGAAGCCCUGUUCACGGAGCUGGAGCAGAAGAGGGAGGAGCUGGGCAUUGCCAGCUACGGGGCCUCGGUCACCACCAUGGAGGAGGUCUUCCUGAGGGUGGGGAAGCUUGUGGACUCCAGCAUGGACAUCCAGGCCAUCCAGCUACCUGCUCUCCAGUACCAGCACGAGAGACGCUCCAAUGACUGGGCCAUGGAUGACUCCAGCAGCCUGAGCGGCAUGACCGACAUGACGGAUGACAGCGGGGCGCUCAUUACGGAGGACUGCUCCAGCAUCAAGCUCAACACCGGGUUCUACCUGUGCUGCCAGCAGUUCUACGCCAUGUUCAUGAAGCGAGCCAUGUACAGCUGGCGCAACUGGAAGAUGGUGGCAGCACAGUUCCUCGUGCCUCUGAUUUUCACUGCCUUUGCCCUCAUCGUGGCCAAGACCUUCCCGGGACCCAGGGACUCCUCCCUGCUGAGGCUGACUCUGGAGCCCUACGGCCAGACCAUCGUGCCUUUCUGUGUCUCGGCCACCUCGGGCCUGUCGCAGAGGUUGGCGGAGCAGUACGUGGAGCUGCUGGAGGCCCAGCAUCAGUCGCCGCUGGAGGUGCUGGCAGGUGGCCUGGAGGAGUACCUCAUCUCAAGAGCCUCCAAGGAAGGGGGAGCCUUCAACGAGCACUACAUCGCAGCUGCCUCCUUCGAAGGAGCCGGGAACCGCACGGUGGUCACCGCGCUCUUCAACAACCAGGCAUACCACUCCCCGGCCACGGCCCUUAUGCUGGCUGACAACGCUGUCUUCAGGGUACUGGCGGGCCCCAAUGCCUCCAUCACAGUCACCAACUACCCUCAGCCCCGCAACAUCACCGAGAAGGCCAAAGACCAGCUCAUGGAAGGCCAGACCGGGUUCGCCAUUGCCAUCAACUUGCUGUACGGCAUGGCUUCGCUCGCCAGCACCUUUGCUCUGCUGCUGGUCAGCGAGCGGGCCAUCAAAGCCAAGCACGUCCAGUUUGUCAGCGGCGUCUACGUGGUCAACUUCUGGCUUUCCGCCCUGCUCUGGGACAUCAUCAACUUCCUCAUCCCUUGUGCUCUGAUGCUGGUGAUAUUCCAAGCCUUUGAUGUACAAGCCUUCACCCAAGACAGCCACCUCGUUGAUGUGAUGCUGAUCUUCCUCCUUUAUGGCUGGGCCAUCAUCCCUCUCAUGUACCUCCUCAGUUUCUUCUUCUCGGUGGCAGCCACGGCCUACACCCGUCUCACCAUCUUCAAUAUCCUCUCAGGCACAGCCACCUUCCUUGCGGUCACCAUCAUGAGCAUCCCAGAGCUGGGCUUGGUGGACCUCUCCAAAACCCUGGAUAAAGUCUUUCUCAUCUUACCCAAUUACUGCUUGGGCCAAUGCAUCAGUGACUUCUACCAAAACUACGAGUUCAUUCAGUUUUGUACCUCCUCUGUUGAAGCCAUCUUCAUCUGCAAGGCAUUCAAUAUCAGUUAUCAGAUGAACUACUUUUCUUGGGAGACGCCUGGGAUCGGACGAUACCUGACCUCCUUGACCAUCCAGGGUUUCUCCUUCCUCUUCCUCCUUUUCCUCAUUGAGACAAACCUUCUCUGGAGGCUCAGAACUUUGGUCUGUGGCAUCUGCAGGCGGCGGAAAUGGGUGGCACUGCUGAACAGGGUGUCUGUGCUGCCAGAGGAUCGAGACGUGGCAGAUGAGAGGAAGAAGGUUUUGGAGUCUCCACCAGAACUGCUGUCAUCGCUCAGUAGCCCUCUGGUCAUCAAGGAGCUCACCAAGGUCUACGACAGCCGGGAGUCCCUGCUGGCGGUGGACAGGAUCUCCUUGGCCGUCAGCAAAGGGGAAUGCUUUGGCCUGCUUGGCUUCAACGGAGCGGGCAAAACCACCACCUUCAAGAUGCUGACUGGUGACGAGAGCAUCACGUCGGGGGAUGCCUUCGUGGAUGGCCACAGCAUUCUGGCCAACAUCAAAAAGGUCCAGCAGCGGAUCGGCUACUGCCCGCAGUUUGAUGCCCUCCUGGACCACAUGACAGGCCGCGAGACCCUGAGCAUGUACGCCCGGCUGCGGGGCAUCCCCGAGCGCUACAUCGGCAGCUGCGUGGAGAACAUGCUGAGAGGGCUGCUUCUGGAGCCCCACGCCGACAAGCUCGUGAGGACCUACAGUGGUGGUAACAAGCGGAAGCUGAGCGCUGGCAUUGCCCUCAUCGGUGGUCCCCCUGUGAUCUUCCUGGAUGAGCCCUCCACUGGCAUGGACCCCGUGGCCCGGCGUUUGCUCUGGGAUGCAGUGACACGGACGCGGGAGUGUGGCAAAUCCAUCAUCUUCACCUCCCACAGCAUGGAGGAGUGCGAGGCCCUGUGCACGCGGCUGGCCAUUAUGGUGAACGGGCAGUUCAAAUGCCUGGGCAGCCCCCAGCACCUGAAAAGUAAGUUUGGCAGUGGCUACACCUUGCUGGCCAAGACGCGGAGUGAGGAGGAGGGAGAGCUGCAGGCCUUCAAAGCCUUCGUGGAGAAGACUUUCCCAGGCAGUGUUCUGAAACAUGAGCACCAGGGCAUGGUACAUUAUCACUUGACCAACAAGAACCUCAGCUGGGCACAGGUCUUCGGGGCCUUGGAGAAAGCCAAAGAGAAGUAUCGCUUGGAAGACUAUUCGGUGAGCCAGAUAUCCCUGGAGCAGGUCUUCAUGAGCUUCACUCGCUUCCAGCACUACACAGAGGACAGAGGGAAAUGAGCAGAAGCCCCCACUGGUGCCCUUCAUCAUGGACUGGCCCUGCUGCCUAUACAUAGUAUAUAUAGAGACAGUAAUUUAUAUAUCGGCGUGUCUUAAACAAUGUAUAAAUGUAAGAAACUUUUCAGCGGGGAGAGGGGAGAGGAUGGCGUCGUAUCGGGAACACAAGUGGUGUGUGCGCAGUGCGUGCCACCGCAGCGCCGGCACGGCUCUGCGUGUGCGUGUGACACUUCCACUCUCCAGCCUUCAUUCCCAUCUGUACAGAGAGAAAAAAAAAAAAAAAAAAGCAAAAAAAAAGCAAAAAAAAAAAAAAAAAUAGCCCAAGGAGCAGGGGGAAUCCUGGAUGGGUGGCAAUGGGUCCCGGGGAUUGGGCUGGCGGAGCAGGAUGCUGCCUGCCCCCCUUCUUCACAGCCCACUGCCCGCACCCGUCAGGACGCUGCUUCAUGGCCUUGGCCCGCAUGUUGACGUGUAUCGUUAGGUGGUUUGCUCGUGGUUUAACAGGAGGCUGUCAGAUAGCUUAGAUCCAAACCGUUUGCUGGGUUAAUUAGGAUGGGCUGUGGUUGCCCCUCGAAGCACUUUGUGUCUAGCCGGAGGGGACAAGGCGAGCCCCCCACCCCUGUGUGUCCCCUGCGUGGCACGGGGGGAGGCUCUGGCUCCUUUAACCUCUUGGAAAACGCUUGUCCCCUCCUGCCCAGGGGUGGAGGCAAGGCCGUCCCGAGCCGGCUGUUGGGAGGGCGGAUUAGGUUGAUGGAGAACUGCUCCGUGCUCGGUUCAGCGUGUGCCGGGUCCAGCUGCAGCGCCGGCGCUCGGGCUGAAGGCAGCGAGGGGUGAGAGGUGCCACGGGGGACGCUGCCGGGCUCGCUAGUGAAUCCCUGGAAAGGUUUGACUGCUGCGCAGCGGGCCGUGCAGCCGCGGGACCGGCGGUCGGGGGGGCCAGCGAUGCUCUCCCUGCGCCCCUGCCCUGCUUUGCUCUCCCCGUACGCCCCGCGCAGCUCCCACCAGAGCACACCCAUCCCAUGGGCGUCCAUCCCUCGUCCCCGUCCCCGUCCCCUCCGCACCACGCCGGGCUGCUCUGGCAGCAGGCGGGGGGCGAAGGCACUGGCCUGCCCUUGCCCGGCCGUGGGGGAUGCUGCUGGGCACGGCGCGUUAGGCACCAGCGCUGCCCAGCUCGCGCCACGUCGGGGGCAACAACUGGGAUUUCUUUUUGCUGGUUCCCAGUGGUUGGGUUGCUUUUUUGUUUGUUUGUUUGUUUGUUUUAAAUCCGUGUUGAUUCUUGUCUGUCCUUAACUAGUCCCUGUGUCACCUGGGGGCAGUCCCCGUUGGGCCGGCUGCUCCGCGAUCAAUGCAGAGCUAUUUGCACUAUAGUAAUACACACAAUUGCACAUAACUAAAUGAAUUAAUAUUUAUGGCGAGGGGUGCUGAUUCCCUUCUAGUGAUUGCAUUGUCAGGGGUUGGGUUAUAUUUUUGGGUUGGGUUUUUGUUUUGUUCCUGUGACUGACUCAUUCUUUCCUGUUCCAUUUCUGCCCUUUGCCUAAUGUUGUUGUUCAAAACGAUGGUGCAUCAUGUUACUAAGAAUUUCCCUGGAUCUUAA